AUGCAAUCCACUGAAGACUGGUGGGGUAGUUAUGGCUCUGUUAUUCGAGAUGCCAAGAUCAAAUUGCACAGUGUGGCGGAAUGGAGGGUGGCCCAUGUAUCUCGUGGAGUUAAUACAGUAGCGCAUAGACUUGCUAAAUUAGCACUUUCCAUACAGGGGAAGCAUACUUGGGUAGACGACUAUCCUUCGUCUUCCUUGACAAGGGAGUUGGUCUCGAGAAUUCGACCCACCAUCUGGUCAACAUCGUCGAAUUGGGAGCAAUUCUUGCGUAUGGGGGGCUUCUCCCCCUAUAAAUUGACAAUAUCAACAUCCUUUUGUUUUCACCGCCAUCUUCCACACCUCAGCUACCACUUCCCCAUCUCCAUUUUGUUCGACCUCUUGUUUCCUCUCGCCAAAGAAGCGUUCUCCUGCUCUGUCGUGCAAGUUCUGAUAGAGUAUUUUCAGUCCUUUCGUUUUGUUAAGCUGAGCUCAUUCUCUACCAUAUUACAUGAUUUAUGUUUCGUGGAUUUUGAUAACUUGAGUGCAGCUCGAGCGAAGCUAAGUAUUGCUUUGUCAACAGCCUUGAUCCCCUUUUCUGAGAACACUAAGUUCCCUUUAAAUGAUCCGUACGUCUGUGUUGACAAACCACAGUUGUUUGCGCAAGUGACAGAAGUGAUGCGGGUGAUUGCAACCCCUUACAGUCUGCUAACUGCAGCGGCCAUUAAAGACUAUUUUUCUGCGUUAGCUCGCAUGCGUGAGCUGAUCCAUUCCCCAGUGGACGAAGAUCGUGUAGUCUUCUCUAGAGAAACUUUUGAGCGUGAGUUUCGCCUGUGUUGGAGUUGAUGGUUGUAUUGGCGAGUUACCUUCUUUUAUUUUGCGUAUUACUAGCUAUUAUUAUAUAAUGACCCUGUUCUUGAGUGUGAAACUCUUUGCCCUUUUGCUGUUCUUGCUUUGAUUUAUUUCGAAAAGUAGAGUG
Corylus avellana is the source of this 955-nucleotide messenger RNA. The record is from RefSeq and is a predicted model, not a curated record. NCBI's taxonomy places the organism in Eukaryota, Viridiplantae, Streptophyta, Magnoliopsida, Fagales, Betulaceae.